Rattus rattus (black rat) is the source of this 2617-nucleotide messenger RNA. It is a transcript of the gene Chrnb3, whose product is annotated as cholinergic receptor nicotinic beta 3 subunit. Gene Ontology annotation, molecular function: acetylcholine-gated monoatomic cation-selective channel activity; transmembrane signaling receptor activity. Lineage: Eukaryota; Metazoa; Chordata; Mammalia; Rodentia; Muridae. The record is from RefSeq and is a predicted model, not a curated record. The transcript has 6 exons. Bases 147 to 1541 code for a protein of 464 amino acids. Gene Ontology annotation, cellular component: synapse; neuron projection; postsynaptic membrane. Gene Ontology annotation, biological process: nervous system process; regulation of membrane potential; monoatomic ion transmembrane transport.
UGACUAUUUUCAUCAGGCAGCUGGUCACGGUCCCCUUGGGUUUCAUCAGGCUUUGAACCACUCGCAUUUUGUUUUUUUAAACCCUGAUCCUUUCCAGUGGAAACACUCUGUGCUUGAAAGGAAAACGUCUCUCGGAAGCAGACGUCAUGGCAGGCUUCCUAAGGGUCUUCUUGGUUCUCAGUGCCACUCUCUCAGGUUCCUGGGUGACUCUUACGGCCACUGCGGGACUCAGCUCAGUGGCUGAACACGAAGACGCACUCCUCAGACAUUUGUUCCAAGGUUACCAGAAAUGGGUUCGCCCUGUGUUGAAUUCCAGUGACAUUAUAAAAGUGUAUUUUGGCUUAAAAAUAUCCCAGCUUGUGGAUGUGGAUGAAAAGAAUCAGCUGAUGACGACGAAUGUGUGGCUGAAGCAGGAAUGGACAGACCAAAAAUUACGCUGGAAUCCGGAAGAAUAUGGUGGAAUUAAUUCGAUAAAGGUUCCAUCGGAAUCCCUCUGGCUGCCUGACAUAGUUCUCUUUGAAAAUGCUGACGGACGUUUUGAGGGCUCCCUCAUGACCAAGGCCAUUGUGAAGUCCAGUGGAACCGUCAGCUGGACUCCUCCCGCCAGCUACAAGAGUUCCUGCACCAUGGAUGUCACAUUUUUCCCGUUCGACAGGCAGAACUGCUCGAUGAAGUUUGGAUCCUGGACUUACGACGGUACCAUGGUUGACCUCAUUCUAAUCAAUGAAAACGUUGACCGGAAAGACUUUUUUGAUAACGGAGAGUGGGAGAUACUCAACGCAAAAGGGAUGAAGGGCAACAGAAGAGAAGGCUUUUACUCCUAUCCGUUUGUUACCUACUCUUUUGUCCUGAGACGCUUGCCCUUGUUUUACACGCUCUUUUUGAUAAUCCCCUGCCUGGGGUUGUCUUUUCUCACGGUCCUGGUGUUCUACCUACCCUCGGACGAAGGGGAAAAACUCUCAUUAUCCACCUCCGUUUUGGUCUCUUUGACAGUGUUUCUUUUAGUGAUUGAAGAAAUAAUCCCGUCCUCUUCGAAGGUCAUCCCCCUCAUUGGCGAGUACCUCCUCUUCAUUAUGAUUUUUGUCACGCUGUCUAUUAUCGUCACGGUUUUUGUAAUUAAUGUCCACCACAGAUCUUCCUCAACGUACCAUCCCAUGGCCCCCUGGGUGAAGAGGCUAUUUCUGCAAAGGCUCCCGAGAUGGCUGUGCAUGAAGGACCCCAUGGACCGCUUCUCUUUCCCGGAUGGAAAGGAGAGUGAUACAGCCGUGAGGAGGAAAGUCUCAGGCAAAAGGAAACAGACUCCCGCUAGUGAUGGAGAAAGAGUUCUGGUCGCUUUCCUGGAGAAGGCCUCCGAGUCCAUCAGAUACAUUUCCAGGCAUGUGAAGAAGGAACACUUCAUCAGCCAGGUAGUGCAAGACUGGAAAUUUGUGGCUCAAGUUCUGGACCGCAUCUUCCUGUGGCUCUUUCUGAUAGCUUCGGUGUUGGGUUCCAUUCUGAUUUUUAUUCCAGCCUUGAAGAUGUGGAUACAUCGUUUCCACUAGGAGCCACUCCCCGGACCCAUUUAGAAGAUACAUAGAGACAAUCCUACCUUAGGACUGACAGCGGCUGGCAUGCUCACAGGAAGCAGAGCCAUGCAAUCGUAGUGGUGCCCUUGUCUUGUCCUGGGAGCCUUCUCUGAUUGCAGGGCACUGAGAGAAUGUGGGUUUGAGCUAGUGAGAUGGUGGCUGCCAUUAGAGGUGUAGUUGGGCAAUUCGGAGAAGUCUCCAUGUUAUAUUGUUAUGUGGGAGUUCCUGAACUCCUCCCUCUGCUCAUCCCUGAACGCACUGGGGCUAUGUGGUAUUUCUCUAGCAGUGUGGGUGAACGCAUUUUGACAACAGUUUCAGGAGUUACGCAGGUACAACUCUCGACACACAGGUCAAAUUUGCCACUUGUCAACGAAUGUCCCACAAAUAGGGUCAUUGAAGAUGACCUUUGAAUGGCUAUGACAGUUCUCUAAGGCAGGUGUCACUGGAAGUUUGCUCACUGCCCUGCGAACUUUUCGAACGCAGGUAGGAACUCGGGUGAUUUCCAGCUUGCUGUAAGGUUCCAUCAAAAUAACUUACCCCAGAAAAACAGCCAUUAGCUCCUAGAACUGCAUUUAUUCACACACGUCUCUUUUUUUUCUCUUAGGGAAUUAAAAGUGUUGAAUAUUCUUUGAUUGUGGUUUUGGAAGGUAUCUUAGCCAGUGUUCUAUUACUCUGAAGAGAUACCAUGACCAUGGCAAAAAGAUCAGAGGUUUAGUCCACUUUCAUUACAGUGGGAAGCAUGGCGCCACUCGGCAGAUACGGUGCUGGGAAGAGGUAGCCUAGACGUGUACAUCUGGAUCUGCAGGCAGCAGGAAGAGGGAGACUGGCCUGGGCUUUUGAAACCCCAAAGCACAUCCCCAGUGACACACUUCAUCCAGCAAAACUACACCUCGAGGUCCUUCUCAAGUAGUGCCAAGCCCUGAUGACUAAGUACUAAGAUACAGGAACCUAGGGGGGCCAUCCCUAUUCAGGCCACUUCAGAUAGAACUGGUUUUCACAGAGUCAUCUGCCUUUGCCUUCCUCUCCCUGUGUCUCCCUCCUUCCCACAUCCC